UACUCUGUCAACCACUACAAAAACCUCAAAAUGUUUUUUUUUCUGUAAGGCAGUGUGCGUUCCGGCCCUCGGUCAGAAUGACAUGCUCAGUAAUAUGCUAUCACGGUUACGUAGUACAAGGGCAGGGCAGUGUGGUCUGUAAGAAUGAUGGAACGUGGAGCGGUACACCUGGAUAUUGCAGAGAUAACCAAAUGCCCGUCAUUGGACACAAAACAAGUAACAUAUUUGUCAAUGCUGCUUUGGACAGUAAUCAAGCGGUUGUAAAUUAGGAACAAGACAAGCCAAGAGUGACAGACAACUCCGGAAUGGUGCCAAGUGUGAGACUUUACAUAGGCGGACGAGAAAUAAAAGGUGGGGGCUAUAGACAUACUUUCAAGAUAGGUGUAACCACAGUGAAAUACGUGUUUACAGAUGACAGUGGUAAUAGCGCCGAUUUCUUCUUCAGAGUGAAAGUCCGAGAUGUCCAGCCACCGACCAUAACCUGCCCCAAAGUUGACCCAGUGGUGUCUACGGACAGAGAGGUCGACGUGUCCUGGGUCCAGCCAACGGUAACGGACAACAGUGGCAAACCCGUGACGGUGGUCAGCAAUGUUAGUCCAGGGAAGUUUUACUGGGGGAGGUACAAGAUAGUCUAUGACGCCAGAGAUGAAGCUGGAAACCGCGCAAGUUGCUCUUUCACGAUUCACGUACAACCCCACAAGUGCUUGAUCUCCACACACCUAUCAACGGAGCUGUCAGCUGUGACAUGGCUGGAUUCGGAAUGCUCUGUACACUCCAGUGCCAAAACCCGUACGAUUUCGACUUGCCAGCCGGCAUGACGUCCGUGCCAAACUACUACGCGUGUGGAGGGGCUGGAAGGUGGACUCCAACCACCCUAGUGCCCGACUG
Molecule: messenger RNA, 888 nt
Organism: Lingula anatina
Lineage: Eukaryota; Metazoa; Brachiopoda; Lingulata; Lingulida; Lingulidae
Product: sushi, von Willebrand factor type A, EGF and pentraxin domain-containing protein 1
Source: RefSeq, a predicted model, not a curated record